CAGAGCAGGAUGCUGAGAGAGGCUGCUCGGGUUGAAUGGAGGCGACAAGAUGCCGUCUAAAGCGGCGAAGAAGAGGAAUUAACAUCGAUCAAGAUCUGACUUUGAUGUGCUCCACCCAUUAAGGCAUGAAAUAAAUCACCCAUGUGCGGUUCAGAGGGUCAGAGCAGUCUCAUUUCAGCGCGCUCCUGUUAAGGACCGUCUGGUGGCUACACCGCUGAUUCACAGGACAUGUACGGCAGUGCCAGAGCAGUAGGCCAUAUAGAGAGCAGCCCCGCACGGUCCCCGCGCCUGCCAAGGUCCCCCAGACUGGGCCAUCGGAGGGCCAACAGCGGGGGCGGGGGUGGUGCGGGGGGAAAGACGCUCUCCAUGGAGAACAUCCAGUCACUCAACGCUGCCUAUGCCACUUCAGGGCCCAUGUACCUGAGUGACCACGAGGGCGUGGGCUCCACUGCCACCUACCCAAAAAGCACUAUGACUCUGGGUCGCGCCACCAGCCGGGCCAUGUACGGGGGCCGCGUCACAGCCAUGGGCAGCAGUCCCAACAUCGCUUCAGUGGGGCUGCCCCAUGCUGACCUUCUGUCUUACAGUGACCUGGGCUCUCUCUCCAUGCUGCACCACCACCACCACCACCAGGGGGUGCCCUCCGCUCUGCUGAGGCAGGCGGUGCGGGGCAGUGGGGGGGAGCUGCUGGAGAUGCAGGUCCAGCUCAGGGAUAUGCAGAGGGAAAAUGAGCUGCUGCGCCGCGAGCUUGACCUGAAAGAUAGUAAGUUGGGAUCUUCCACCAACAGCAUCAAGAGCUUCUGGAGUCCUGAACUAAAGAAGGAGAGGAUAAUGAGGAAAGAGGAGGCGGCUCGCACAUCAAUCCUUAAAGAGCAGAUGAGAGUCACUCAUGAGGAGAACCAGCAUCUCCAGAUGACCAUCCAGGCUCUCCAGGACGAGCUGCGCACACAGCGAGACCUGAACCACCUGCUGCAGCAGGAGGGUGGCAACCGCUCCGCCUCCGACCACUACACCAACAUCGAGCUGACGGAGGAGAACUUCCGCCGGCUGCAGGCCGAACAUGACAGGCAGGCCAAGGAGCUCUUCUUGCUGAGAAAGACCCUGGAGGAGAUGGAGCUGAGGAUCGAGACCCAGAAGCAGACGCUGGGCGCCAGAGACGAGUCCAUUAAGAAGCUGCUGGAGAUGCUGCAGAGUAAAGGGCUGCCCCCGGGGCCGGGCCGGGUCUCCGAGGAGGAGGAGCAGGAGAGAGCGAGGCGCAUCGCUGAGGCGGAGGCUCAGCUCGGACACCUGGAGGUCAUUCUGGAUCAAAAGGAGAAGGAGAACAUCCAUCUGCGAGAGGAACUGCACAGAAGAAAUCAGUUGCAUCAGGAUCCAAGCAAAACCAAGGCCCUGCAGACCAUCAUAGAGAUGAAAGACACCAAAAUUGCCUCUCUGGAGCGCAACAUUCGGGAUCUGGAGGAUGAGAUCCAAAUGCUGAAGGCGAACGGCUUACUGAACACAGAGGACAGAGAGGAGGAGAUCAAGCAGAUGGAGGUCUACAAGAACCACUCUAAGUUUAUGAAGACCAAGAUUGACCAGCUGAAGCAGGAGUUGUCAAAGAAGGAGUCGGAGCUGCUUGCUCUGCAAACGAAACUAGAGACCCUCAACAACCAGAACUCCGACUGCAAACAGCAUAUCGAGGUGCUCAAAGAGUCUCUCACUGCCAAGGAGCAACGUGCUGCCAUCCUGCAAACAGAGGUGGAUGCUCUACGUUUGCGUCUGGAGGAGAAAGAAUCUUUCCUGAACAAAAAGACCAAGCAGCUGCAGGACUUGACGGAGGAGAAGGGCACUCUCGCUGGAGAAAUCAGGGACAUGAAGGACAUGCUGGAGGUCAAAGAAAGAAAGAUCAAUGUCCUGCAGAAGAAGAUCGAGAAUCUGCAGGAGCAGCUGCGGGACAAAGACAAGCAGCUGGGGAACUUGAAGGACAGGGUCAAGUCUCUGCAGACCGAUUCCAGUAACACAGACACUGCUCUGGCCACCCUGGAGGAGGCUCUGUCAGAGAAGGAGAGGAUUAUAGAGCGUUUAAAGGACCAAAGGGAGAGGGAAGACAGAGAACGUCUGGAAGAAGUGGAGUCCUAUAAGAAGGAGAACAAGGACCUGAAGGAGAAGGUCAACAGCCUGCAGAUAGAAUUAACGGAGAAAGAGUCCAGCCUCAUCGACCUGAAGGAACACGCUUCAUCCCUGGCGUCCUCUGGUCUCAAGAAGGACUCAAAGCUCAAGUCUCUAGAGAUCGCCAUCGAGCAGAAAAAAGAGGAGUGUAGUAAGUUGGAGACGCAGUUGCAGAAGCAAGCUGAGCAGCUAUUCAGUCACAUGAACAAUCCUAAGGCCCACGAGGUGGAGCAGCAGUCCAUCCCCAGGGGGAACCCCGAGUAUGUGGACCGCGUGAAGCUGCUGGAGAAGGAGGUGGGCUACUACAAGGACGAGGCCAACAAGGCUCAGACGGAGGUGGAGAGACUCCUGGACAUCCUACGAGAGGUGGAGACAGAAAAGAAUGACAAGGACAAGAAGAUCGCUGAGUUGGAAAGACAAGGAGGCAAAGACCUGACCAAGAAGGGUCCAAACAUCAAACUGGGGCCACAAGGGGACAAGAAAGGCUUAGGACAAGACCCUCGUAAAGACAGCUCCAUGGACGGUUCCCACCACUUAAAGUUGGAGGAGCUGAUGAACACGCUGGAAAGGACGAGGCAGGAGCUGGACUCCACCAAGCAGCGUCUCUCCUCCACGCAGCAGUCGCUGCAGGAGAGGGACGGACACCUGACCAACAUGAGGCAGGAGCGCAGGAAACAGCUGGAGGAGAUACUGGAGAUGAAGCAACAAGCUCUGCUGGCAGCCAUCAGUGAAAAAGAUGCAAAUAUUGCACUGCUUGAACUGUCUGCCUCCAAUAAAAAGAAGACCCAGGAGGAGGUGCUGGUCUUCAAGAGGGAACGGGACAAACUGAUGCACCAGCUCAAACAACACACACAGAGCAGAAUGAAGCUGAUAGCCGACAACUAUGAAGACGAGCAAUACCAUCCACACGGUCCUCACCAGCCUCAGCCGCCACACGCUCAGCCUCAGCCCCAGCCGCAAUACCCCCACACUCCACACGCCCCCCACGCUCCCCACGCUCCUCACGCCCCCCACGCUCCUCACGCUCCCCACGCCCCCCACCCCCAGCAGACUCCAUAUCCGCACACCAUGCAUCCGCAACAUCCGCAGCACCCGCAGCACCCACAGGCCCCGCAACAGCACCCACACCCACAGCAGCCACAGCCUCAAUACCAACACACUCCUCACCCACAGCAGCACCCCCAGCAGCACCCACAGCACCAACAACCACCUCCCCAGCACCAACAGCACCCACGCCCUCCGCAGCCUCAACACCCGCACCAACAGCACCCGCAGCAUCCUCCGCAGCACCCACACGGAGGACAUCCCCCUCCGCAGCACCCUCACCCUCAGCACCCACACGGCCCUCCCCAACAAGGGCCACACCCCCAACAUCCACAUCCCCAGCACCCUCAACACCCUCAGCACCCACAGCACCCGCACCACGCCCAGCAUCCACGUCACCCAUCGCCCCAUCAUCGUGGAGGGCCGGCCCGAGGCCCCCCACACGCUGGUCACCGCCCUGCCCCGGACCAGGAUGAUGACGAGGGCAUUUGGGCAUAAUCCUAGCUGUGACAACCAAAGCUCUUAUGUUGUUUUGAGGGAUGAUUCAGUCACUACUGGAGGAGCACAGCCAUGCCAGGAUGAUGAAACACUACCCGACCAAACAUUUAUUACCUCCACUCAAUCAACACUCAACAAUGGGACCUUUGUUUAUUUUCUGGGGAAGAGGAGGGGGCAAUCAGGUGUGCAGGUCUUGCAGGGAGACUGACAGCUGAGCAGGUGACGUGAGACCUCUUCUUUGUGUGAACAGGAGCAGACAUCAUGUACUUCCUUCAUACAGGAUCACAGAUACGGGACUGAAUCUGGAGGAAAGAGAUAAAUGUUGACGCCGAUGGAGGACAGAUGUGCUCCGUGUCAGAUUCUUGUCUUGGACAGGUCAUGUGAUCAGCAUGGCCACCCUGCCUCGAAGGUCUCACGGAGGUCACCUCGCCUGUCCGUCACCUGCUGAACGCCGCACCUCUGGAGGCCAACAACGCCCUCAUGAUCCUCUCAGCAGAGAUCUCAUGACUGUCUGCCAGCCCAGUAUUUGUUCCCCGUCCUCCUUCCUGUGGUUGAUUCAAGAUUGUGGAUGUCUUGCCGUCUGUUUCUCCUGCCUGACUGACUCCUCUGGCUCUGGUUGGUUCCCCCCACCUGACUCUGUCAUGGUUUCUUGAUCCUCACUGCCCUGCUGACCCACCUGGUGACAUCUGACCCCUCUACCUGGCUAUCAUGACCCUCAUGACUCUACUGUAGUUUUAAUUAUCUGGUAGUGUUGAUGUUUUUUUACUCUUUGUGGCACACAGUGACCUCUUUUUUUUACCUGUGUGGUGUGUUCACAUCAGACACGAAGCUAAUUUGUCACUUUGUUCACUCGAUUUUUACCGUUGGGUAACAUUUGUGUUUUAUUCAUGUUAUUAGUGCGAUAUGCGCCGGUUAAACAACGCCACUCUUUCUGUCAUCAGCUGUGGCCGAAAUAAUCACUAGUGCUGUUUUCUACCUGUUGUGGAAGUCCCAGAAACAUUGUAAAACCAAAUCCUGUCAUGUCUGGAUUCAUAAUGUCAUCCAGAGAUUCACACAGCUCGGUGUAUUUCACCGCCUUCUCUAGGAGCUGCGUCUGGUUGAGUGCCGCUCCAGUGCUACUACAGCUAUAUAAACCCAAAUCAAACACAUUUUGCAAUUAUUUAAUUGCAAUAAACAGAUCAAAAGUAUGCUGAAAUAAUUACCUUAUGAUGCAGAUGCAUAAAAAAGUCUGAACUUGUGCUUUGUCAGAUCUGUCUGCGAGAUGACAAGUAAACGACUUUUAAAAUGCGUGUUUUCUGAAAGGAGUUUGGAUUCCAUCAGGACUAUGCUAAGCAGGAGUUGCUUAUGGGCUUUCGCAACAUCGGUCACAAGAAUUGGCAAAUUUCAAUCUGUCCAAACGCACAGAAACGGGAAUAUCAUAUUUAUUUGAUAUAAUAUAAUAUUUUGUAUGUAAUUGCGCUGCACAAUAAAAAUGAUCAGUGUCUGGUGUAAACACACCGCAAUACACGCACCACACGCCAUCCAUUUCUAGAGAGACUCAUGCUCUGCAUUUCCAAAAGUGAUGUUCACUUGCUGUCUCCACUCACCAGAUUUGAGUGACUUUAUUUUUUUGUUGCUGUCAUUUGUUGUUGGUAAAAGGAAGAGCUUGGAGCUGACUGAUGGUACGCCUUUAGCCUUGCCUGCAGCAUCGGGGGUCCUUGGGCUUGUUUAGCCUCAAAGCUGUGGGUGCCAUCGACAAUUCUCUUCAUGUUACCUCAUUUUAAUCAGAAGUAGUCAAAAAAUAAUCAAUCUAUGCAGAUGUCAAUAUAGAGAGUGAAUGCAUUUUUAUUUCCCCAUCCUUAUUGAAAUUGUUAUCACUCAAAGUGUAAUUAACCAUCCAAUCAGAGCAGCCAAGAGAGCGGUCAGAAACUAUUUAGCCGUCAGAUUAUUUUACGUUUCUGAGACUAUGCACCUAUGCACCUCCUCUGUGUUGCAGGAAUUUUUACUACUGGUGCUUCUGCUGGUGCUCAAACUAAAUGGUGUCAGAAGACCUGGUCAAGAGCAUCUUUUAGUCCUUUUACAGUGGAGGGAUUUGAUCCCACAACGGGCUUCACAAAAAACUGUAAAAGACUGCUUUGUACAUACGAUUUGAUCUUGGGGGCUUUGUGAGCAACAAUCACUUUAAGACCCACACACAGGUGAUCUCCCACUAUGAAUACUGCUACUAUAAAUAUAUUGUAGACUAUGAAGCGGAGGAUGUUCAAUAGAUGUUUUCCUGCAGGUCUAUUUGUACCAUUGACACCCCAGUCUCUGACCUACAGUAUACUCCUGCUCCCCUCUCCCUCGUAACUCUCCUCUUCCAGCAGUAGUCUGUGUGACCUCCCCGAACAUAGUGACUUGUUUUCUCCUUCUAAACAAGGUGGCCUGUGCCUCGUAAAAACUGUACACAUAUAUGAUAGAUAUGCAUAUAUUAUACAUAUAGAGAGAAAUCUAUAGUGUGUCUAUACGUGGUCAGAAAAUCGUUUCAAACUGACAAGAUAAUAUAUGUUUUUUUCUUCAUGGUUAUUUUUCUAACUGGCUGGAGGUCAGAGAGAUGUCUUAUUAAGAGCGUUGAGCGGUGUGAUUUUCCUCUGAUUUGUACAUUGUGAGAAAACCCCUCAGCAGAAAGUUAACAUUCCCUGUCUGAAAACACAGGACAGCCCAAAAAGAAACAUAUAUAUGUAUAUAUAUAUAUAUAUAUGAGAGCUUUAGAGCAGUUUAUGGAGAAUAGAGAAGUAUAUCCAAAUCUAUCUAGAAGUCUAGAACAGAUAACAUUAUUACAUUCCUUUCUUCAGUGCAAAAACAUGUAGUUGAGCACCACUUGUGGUGACACCUUGAACAAAAAAAAAAGACUGAAUCUUGCAGCUCACAUAAGUAGCAAUGAGAUUAUGUCUGCUGCACUCAGCAGUCAGAAACUUGCACUUGUGAGUGAGGACUAUCACGUUUAACAUCCAAGUGGAGGUUUGAGUAACUCUGUCGGGAUGCAUUUCUUUCGCGUGUUUGUCGUCGAUGUCGUCUUGUAAACAGAAGUGGUGACAUACCGUACGUAACCGUGACAGCUGAUUAAGUAGAAAAACCAACACGCAUUGUUGCAGUGUAGUGGAAAAUUGAAUUAGACUGUUACAAUCCCCUACUUCCUCUCCCUCCCCUCAUGGUGCCUGUGUGUCUUCCUUAUAUGACCAAGUGUUGAUUGUUGUAUAUAAAUGUCUAUCCAUCCACCCAUCUUCCACAGACCGAGGUGAUGCACGCAUCGCCUUUAACGUGUCCGCUUCACAUGUGAACCUUUACAGCUCCUGUCACCGACCAAGAAUCAACAGAUCGUGUUUGUGUUUGUGUUUACAAAAUGUAAGAAAAGUUCUGAUUUGGAUUUUUAGAUUUUAAAAAAGGGAAGACAAUGCAAACAGACAGAGGAGCAAAAAUCCUCUCACUUCACCAUCAGGGGGGCGGAGUACGAAUCCUCCAUUUUCAGGUCCUUAUCUACUGAAUACUUGAAGUAGGGGGUUCUCCUACCAUGAUAUACCAUAUAUGAUUUACAUGGUAGAAAACAUGAAACAUUUCAAUUGUGCCCAUGCAUGCAGAGUUUUACAUAAUGUGCCAACUGAAAGCGAUGAUGUAAGGAUAAUCUCCUGUUCUCUAUGCAGAGCGAUUUCUCAACCGUUGUGUCAAAAAAAAAAAAAAAAAAAAAGGUUUAGGAGACAGAGAGGCUUAAGAGGCUGGGGCUGGUUUCCUGGGCUUAGACGAAAGACUAAUCCCGCUUGUGAAUGACUGACAUCGCACUCAGUGUGAGGUGGAGUCACAGAAGUCUGCAUCUGUGCCUGGAAGCAGCCGCGAAGAAAGAUUUGAGUUUAAAGGCCUGUAGGUUCACCAGUAAUUCCCAAAGGCCUUUGAGAAAAAAAAUGAGAAGCCUAACACACAUUUUCACUUUAUUGUUGUACACAGGUUGUUUUUCUUUUAUGUAUGUCGCUGAAAACUUUGGAAUUUAACAAAUCACUGUGACCAAUGCCAGAAACAUUUUUUGUUUUGACAGAAAUAUUGUUUACUUUUUUAUUCUUCAUUUUUGUAUUUAAGUUGUAGCUUUAUUUUUUCUAUUGUUUCCGCUUCUUGAAUAUGCCAGUUUGAGAGUGUACUAUUUGUAUAAGUAAAUGUUUUGAGCUGUACAGUAAAGACCUAGGAACAAGUAAAAUGUGAGUGUCCAGCAUGCUGAAUGAUCACUUGUGUGAACGUGAGCUAAUCUCCCAUGAAGCAUCAUUCCUCAUUCAUUACUUGCAUCUGCAUCGUGCAUUGUGACGGUGUGAUGUUGUGUUUGAGAGUGAUGUGUGUCUCACUUACUGUGUCCCCUUAGUAGACAGCCUGUACAGUUUUGUGAGAGUGAAGCAUGUUUUUGGGGUUGCUUGUGUAAAUGUAUUCAGAAGAGAGAGAGGUGUGUGUAUGCAUGUGUGUAUGCAUGUGUGUGUGUGUGUGUGUGUGUGUGUGUGUGUGUGUGUGUGUGUGUGCGCGUGCGCAUUGCUGCUUUUAUGGGUGCCGGUAUGUGUGUGUAUGUUUGUCAGUGUGUGUUAUGAAUGCAUAAGAGAAAAAUCUAUUUAAAAAAACUAUCAGAGGAAGUCCCUAGAGAAAAAAAAGCGAGAUUGAGUCAAAGUUUUGAAUGAAGCAUGGAUACUGUGAUGUUUUCUGUUUUUUAAACCUAGGAGGCUGUCCUCAGUGCCCCAGUUUGCUAUUGUAUGUGCUGUAUCAGAAUAUUACUAUUGAGUGUUGGCCAGCUUGUUUAUAUCCAUCAAAUAAAGGUGACUUUCUUUC
Messenger RNA from Centropristis striata (black sea bass), 8502 nucleotides. RefSeq names its product ELKS/RAB6-interacting/CAST family member 2 (gene erc2). The record is from RefSeq and is a predicted model, not a curated record. Gene Ontology annotation, biological process: maintenance of presynaptic active zone structure; regulation of synaptic plasticity; neuromuscular synaptic transmission. Lineage: Eukaryota; Metazoa; Chordata; Actinopteri; Perciformes; Serranidae. The coding region runs from base 229 to 3690 and encodes 1153 amino acids. The transcript is spliced from 19 exons. Gene Ontology annotation, molecular function: structural constituent of presynaptic active zone. Gene Ontology annotation, cellular component: cytoskeleton of presynaptic active zone.